UCAGUUCGCAAUUCGCAGCGCAGUACAUUACAUCUGUAGUUUACUUUUACGUAAUAAAUUAAGUGAAAUUGUAAUUCAGACAAAUUUAUUCGCAUUUUGCAACAUUUUCUGGUCCUUCAAGCCGGAUUUGCGCGUACGCAUCGAUCGAAAGAAUUUUGGGCCUCUUCGGGCAGAAUCGACGGUUGCGGAUUGGCAAGCAAUUAUUGGUUAAACAAAACCGGUUGUAUUAACAAUCAAAGUAACAAUUAGUGCUCAACAAAAUGAACGUUGAACAACUGAGAAGACAACGAGCAGCCAUCACGGCAAAAUUAACGAAUUUUAUAAGCACAGUAAUGAAAUCAACUACGACAGAAGAGGUCAAGAUGCGCAGUCAAUAUUUAGAAAAAACGUAUCGCAAAUUUCAAACCAUCUCGCAAGAGCUACAAGCCAUGAUCUCCAAGGAAGAUUAUCAGCUCAAAGACGCGACCGAAGAAUCUGAGUUUGAAGAUCAACAUAUUAAAAUAAAAACAUCAAUAUCUCAACGUCUUAAGAGAUUGCAAUCACAAUCUCACGCUUCAACCAGUAGUGACGGAGGUAAAAUGCCCGAUAAUGCGUUGACACAGGUUUUAGAGCGGCAAAUGAUAGGUUUGCAACAUCCUGCGGAGCGGUCAGCCGAUACCAACGAUAAUAAGAGUUUGUUAGAGCAACAGAGUCAAAUGAUGGUACCUUUAGACACUCACUCCGGUACGCCACGUGAGUCUCAAGUGAGACUGCCGAUUAUUAAGUUGCCGACGUUCAGCGGACAGAUAGAAGAUUGGGAAAGGUAUGCUGAUGACACCUUUAAAACAUUAAUUUAUAACAGCAAUUUAUCGAAUGUACAGAAGCAUCAAUAUUUGUUCGGAUUGUUGAGCGGCGCUGCGGCGAAGGUCAUUGAAUCGAUGGAGAUUUCCGAUCAAAAUUAUGCGAUAGCUUGGGACUUAUUAAAAAAACGUUACGAGGAUGAGCGAGCUAUCCGAAAGCGGCAUAUCCAUUGUCUUUUCGAGAUGCCGCGAGUGCAGCGAGAGUCUGCUAGUGCAAUACGGGAGCUUGUGGACUACGUUCAAAGGCAUUUGCGAGUUUUGCAAGCAAUGCAGCUUCCCACGGAGUCCUGGGAAGAAAUAAUAAUUUAUUUAAUCGAACAAAGCCUUGACAAUGUCACGAAAAGACAAUGGGAAGAACACGCAGAGAAGCUGAAGAGUUCGUCCACGGAUGCGAUACUAGAAUUUUUGAAAUGCCGAUGCCAGGUCUUAGAGCGAGCAUCUCUAAGUGAGAUUGCCGAAGAGACAUCAGAAAAAACGAAAUUCAACAAUGUCGAAAGAGACGGUAACGAUCAAAAACAGCCGUUACAUUUGAAAUCUCAAGGCAAAACAUCAUUAUCAACAAUUCAAGAGAAUCGAUGUUGUUAUUGUCAAAGACAACAUUUUAUUUCUUCUUGUGAUGAAUUUUUGAAUUUAACUACUAAAGUUAGAUACCAAACAGUCAAAUGCCUGAGACUGUGCAUGAAUUGCUUAUGCAACGAUCACUUUGUUAAUAAAUGCAAGGCUCCUCCGUGUCAAAUAUGCGGACUUCCGCACAACACUUUAUGCCAUAUAUUUAGAGAGACAGCAAAUGCGACACGCAGCCCGGAACAGAGUACCUCUGCGGGGAUAACAAGAAAUGGAAAAUCAUCGACAAACUCGGAUCGAGAAAUAUUCAGCGUCUCCGAAGAAGCAUGUUCGACGAGCGGUUCGUCAAUUCAUCAUGUGCAGCGAGACACAAAUCGACGUCGCGGAUCCGAUCGCGUCGAAAAUGUCGAAGACUUUACCACAGGACGCGGUCCGAAUCGCAACACGAUCGAGAAACGCUCGUUCGAGACUUCAAACACCGACCAUCACGAGGACGACGGGGAACCCCGAUCCAAAUCGCGUAGAAUGGGAGUUCUACGAUCAAACAAUGUUCAACGAUCGCAAAUAAACGAAAAUUUUCACGAUGUCACGGCAUUGAAGGAUCGCUGCAAUACAUUGCGAAAUCGUCAAAGCGACGCGCAACGACAUUCACCCAGUGGUUCGAACAAUGCGACGUCCGUGCGAUCUCAACCGUCCAGUUCGCGCGACGGAAACAGAGGCUCUUAUCGCAAAGACGAUCAGUUACACGAUAUCGCGCGUGUUGAGCAAAAUGAAACGCAGCAUCGAUACCGAACCGACCAACGACAUCGAACCGACACGAUUGGACAAUACAAACGACUAUGAAAAAAAUUACCUCCAAAUAAUAAAAACUCAAAAUAACCUCCGAACGCAAUUGCGUACGUUAAACUCACACGUAUAUAUUGAACGUGUGAGCAUGAUAUUUGGAACAUGUGGUAUUGAACAUAUGUAAUAUCAAUAUAGUAGUUUUCUAGGAUAGACGUGAGAAUACGUUUUUGAAAUAAAUACACGGAU
Pseudomyrmex gracilis is the source of this 2435-nucleotide messenger RNA. RefSeq lists its product as uncharacterized. Lineage: Eukaryota; Metazoa; Arthropoda; Insecta; Hymenoptera; Formicidae. The coding region runs from base 261 to 2246 and encodes 661 amino acids. The record is from RefSeq and is a predicted model, not a curated record. The transcript has 2 exons.